Messenger RNA from Sesamum indicum (sesame), 4480 nucleotides. NCBI's taxonomy places the organism in Eukaryota, Viridiplantae, Streptophyta, Magnoliopsida, Lamiales, Pedaliaceae. The record is from RefSeq and is a predicted model, not a curated record.
UAUCUUUGUUUUUCUCUCUCUAUCUCCACAAAUUACACCAAAAUAAGUUAAAAACAAAACCAAACAUAAUAUAUGUCUCUUGAUAGAGAGGUAUGAGGAAAUGCAUUGAGCACGUGUUGAUCCGUCCAAAAAUGAAACCAAACGAAGCUAGUUCAAAACAAAUUCCAGUCCAAGAAUCAGAACAAGAAAAACGCAUAUCAAACACCAAAACCAUACAAAUUCUCUUCAGAGCGAUGGAGAGGGACUAGAUGACCGGCAUCCAUGGCAGUGCUCGUUGUCGAUUGCUGAAUCUUUAAUUAGAAAUAUCUUCAAAACACCCCUUGUCUAGUAUAUCAGACAGCUGAUUAUCUCGUUCCCCUGCCUUCUCCUCGCGCCGGAUAGCAGGCUCCCGUGAUCCCUUGGAUGUUGUCCCCGACACACAGACACCAUAUAUUGAUACACAAUCAGUUGGUCUAUCUAUCUAGAGCAUACCUGCAAAAUUGAAGCAUUCAGCUGCUGAGUAGUUAUGGAGCAAGCCAAAUCCCUGGCCAUAGCUCUCAUCAAAAACUGCAACCACCCCGAAUUCGCAUGGCUGCUCUUUAAGCGCACUCUCAUCACAAACAAUGAUUUCUCCUCCCUCCAACAUUCCCUCCCUCUCAUCCUCCCUAUUCUCAUUCGCGCCCAAAUGUUCUCUGAGAUCGACACUCUCCACCAUCAUCUUCUCCGUUCUCCUACGCCCCCGCAUAAUCUUUUGUAUUCCUUUGUUAAUACACUAGCCAAGGCCGGCCAUAUUCACAAGGCCAUAUCUCAUUUUCAAUCUCUUCGAACCCAUUUCCCCGCAUCCCCACCCUCUAUUAUCUUGUACAAUCUGCUGAUUCUUACUUCUCUUAAAGAAAACUGUCCCAAUUUUGUAUCUUGGCUCUAUAAAGAUCUCAUCUUUUCCAAGGUCAAGCUCCAAACUUAUACCCUCAAUCUUUUGAUCGGUGCGCUGUGCGAUUCGGGUCGGCUGGAAGAUGCGCGGGACUUAUUUGAUAGAAUGCGCGACAAAGGCUAUGAGCCUAAUGAGUACACUUUCGUAUUGGCACGCGGGUAUUCUAGAUGUGGGCUUGCUUCUAAAGGUUUGGAGCUUCUGGAUUUAAUGAAGAGAAUCGGUCUCGUCCCUAAUCUAGUAAUAUACAACACUCUGAUAGCGAGUUUUUGUAGGGAGGGUACCAAUGAUGAGGCUGACAGGUUGGUGGAGAGGAUGAAAGAGGAUGGCCUCGCUCCAAACGUUGUUACCUUUAACAUUAGAAUUUCUGCUCUUUCUAAAGCUGGGAAGAUUUUGGAAGCCUCUAGGAUAUUUAGGGAUAUGCAAAUGGAUGAGGAGUUGGGCUUACCAAGGCCCAAUGUUGUGACACAUAACUUAAUGUUGGACGGAUUUUGCAGGGAGGGGAUGUUGGAAGAAGCUCACACUUUAGUUCAGUCUAUGAAAAGAGAUGCUAUUUUCUCAAGUGUGGAGAGUUAUAACAUAUGGCUGUUGGGUUUAGUCAGAAAUGGGAAAAUUUGGGAGGCUCAAACAGUACUUAAAGAGAUGGCUGAUGAAGGAGUGGGGCCAAAUAUAUACUCAUAUAACAUUUUAAUUAAUGGGUUAUGUAAAAAUGAUAUGGUUGCAGAUGCAAGGGGAGUUGUUAGUUUGAUGAUAUCUGGUGGAAUUUCCCCUGAUGUGGCCACUUAUAGCACGCUGCUCCAAGGACAUUGCAAGCAAAGAAAGGGAGUUGAGGCGAGCAAAGUUCUAAAUGAGAUGAUCAUGUCUGGAUGUUUGCCAAAUACUUACACUUGCAAUGUAAUGCUGCACAACUUGUGGAGAGAAGGCAACAUAGAAGAAGCAGAGAGGUUAAUGCAAAAGAUGAAUGAAAGAGGCAAUGGGUUAGAUACUGUGAGCUGCAACAUUGUGAUUGAUGGUUUAUGUAGAACUAGGAAGGUUGAUAGAGCAGUUGAAAUUGUGAAUGAAAUGUGGACUCAUGGAAGUGCUGCUCUUGGCAACUUGGGUAACCUGUACAUUGGUCUAGUGGAUGGAAAUAGGAAAAGGUGCUUGCCUGACUUGAUUACGUAUUCGACUAUCAUAAAUGGACUAUGCAGGGAUGGACGGCUAGAGGAAGCUAAAAAGAAGUUUAUUGAGAUGUUGGGAAGAAAUUUGUAUCCUGAUUCAACUGUAUAUGAUAUUUUUCUAUAUAACUUGUGUAAGAGGGGGAAGAUAUCUUCAGCAUUUCAGGUUCUGAAAGACAUGGAAUGAAAAGGUUGCAACAAGACUUUACAAACUUACAAUUGGUUGAUACUUGGAUUAGGUAUUACAAAUCAAAUAUUCGAGAUGUUAGGCCUGAUGGAUGAGAUGAAAGAAAGAGGUAUUUCUCCUAAUGUUGACACUUACAACAUUGUUCUUGAUUCUGUAUGUGAGGGAGAAAGAACUGAAGAAGCAGCUACUCUUUUAGAUGAGAUGCUGCAAAGAGGAAUAACACCUAAUAUAUAUUCCUUCAAGUUGUUAAUUAAAACAUUCUGCAGGACUGGGGAGUUCAGACCAGCACAGGAGGUAUUUGAAAUCGCUGUCAGUAUUGGUGGUCACAAGGAAGCACUUUAUACCUUGAUGUUCAAUGAAUUGCUUGCUGGAGGGGAAAUCUUGGAAGCUAAGCAAUUAUUUGAAGCUGCACUAGACAGAUGUUUUGAUUUGAAUGGCUUUCAUUACAAAGAUCUCAUUGAUAGACUUUGUGUCGGUGAGAAUUUAGAAUGUGCAAAUGAUAUUCUUAAGAAAAUGAUGCAGAGAGGUUGUAGAUUUGACCCUGCAUUGUUCAUGCCUGUGAUUGAGUAUUUCGGGCAGAGGGGAAAUAAACAUGAGGUUAACGAGCUGACAGAAAGAAUGCUGGCAAUGGGUUCAGAUACUGAGAUGGAAAAUAAGGUUCAUAGAGAUGACAAGCUGUUUACUGUGAAACAAUAUAAAGAUGACCGCAGUGAUUGGCAAACCAUUCUGCACAGAGAUGAUGGGAGUGCCAUAGCCAUGAAAACUCUGAAGCGAGUGCAGAAAGGCUGGGGUCAUGGAAACUUGUCAUAUUAUCAAGCCAGGAAAAAUGAUUUUCUUGAUGACUUGGAUGCUGCUAUCUAAGUGUGUUGUGUGCUCAAGGUGUGGUCUUAUAUAGGAGUCAGCUGAAUGUCAACAGUCAAGCUCAGAAAUGAUGACCAUAUAUCUCUUAUCAUCAGCUGUGAAAAUGUCUUCACUGUAGCUAACUUAAGGUGUGGACAAAGAAGACACCUUACACUACAUCAUGGUCAUGAACCUGGAGUGCAUGCAGAACUAAUAGAAACUGGAGUACAUGCAAAAGACUAGCACCAUGUGGCACUAUACAUGAAAUUCUUCACCAAAUGAGCCUCAUGCGUAGGUGAGGUUUCUAUGUUUUUGUCAGAUUGAGGCUAAGUGCUGCUAGUGAAACUUUGGAGCAGUAGCUGUGAGUGGAAGGCUAAAUUUUAUCAUUCCUAUUUUCCUUGGUUGUGACAAGCUCACAUAUUAAAUAGCCGUCUUUCUCAACAAAUACCAAAGAGCUACGUACUUCUGGGGCAAGUAAUGAAAUGUUGACUGGAGUUGAAGGAAACUUGGGAGCGUUGACCAUGUUAGGUGGUGAUUUUUUACAUAGUUGCAAAACUGAAGGCAAAAUCCUGCAGCGUAACCAGCUGACGACCAUCAUUGCCUGCGGAAACGACAAUUGGAGAGGGCCAGCAAGUUGUGCAAUCUGCUGAUGAUUUCUUCUUUUUUCUUCUAGGGAGUCAUGUUAUCUAUCCUAGCUUGAAAUUUCUAGGAAGACAGGGCACCUUUUUGUAAUUUCCGGAGUCCUAUUUUUCAUCUUUGCGAGUACAAGAAAGCAAAUAAAUGUCAUGACUACAGCAUCAGCAUCAACAUCGUUUUCGGCAUAAUGUAACUGUCUCAAUUGUUUCCUAUUUUCAAUCCCCACAUUUUUCCUGUGUAAUUUUGUUGUCAACUUUGUUCUUUCCUUUAUUUCUUUAUUUCUUCUUUUUUUUUUUUAUUCUUUUCCUGAAUGCCGAAAGCGGUAUCAGUAUUGUGGUAUCAGUUAAGCGAACACCAGCUGCUGUUACCAAAAGAUGGAGUUGUUCUGCUCUGAGCUUCAGAUUCGGGAUAUAACUUGACAGCAUAUGCUACAAAUUAUCCAUAAACAUCAUCAAUGAGUCAAGGAGAAGGGGAGAAUGGUGAUCAUGCUUUGCAAGAAUAAAAUGGAAAGAUAACACAUGUGGAGCCUUGAAAAACAGAUGCUUAAUGGAAAUCUUUGUACAUAGUAUGGUACGUAAAUGUGUCAAUGACGUUACUACAAAUAAUUAUACAAACGAGAAGAACACUCCAAAAUAAAUCUGACCUUAGCACCCAAAAAAGAUAGCGCUACAAUACCUGUCCCACUUCAACUGAUCUACAAAUAUGGCAGAUGGCUGUAAACAUAGCCAUUCAUUGAGCAAGCAUUACUACGUC